Messenger RNA from Callorhinchus milii (elephant shark), 2604 nucleotides. Its product is annotated as protocadherin-10-like. The coding region runs from base 48 to 2531 and encodes 827 amino acids. Gene Ontology annotation, cellular component: plasma membrane. The transcript has a single exon. Gene Ontology annotation, molecular function: calcium ion binding. The record is from RefSeq and is a predicted model, not a curated record. Gene Ontology annotation, biological process: homophilic cell-cell adhesion. NCBI's taxonomy places the organism in Eukaryota, Metazoa, Chordata, Chondrichthyes, Chimaeriformes, Callorhinchidae.
GCCAGAUCUAGGGGAGCUGAGGGUUUCACAUUAAUGUCGGUGUUUUAAUGCGUGAAAACAUACAUUUUCUAGUUGAGGAAGAAGCUGAACGCUGUUGGGAACAAAGAAAAUCGCAAGGCAGAAGAAUGGCGAAUGCGCUCAGCUGCGGGCCGGCUUUCAUUUUGCUGUUGUUUGUGUCGGACCUGGUAUCGGGGCAAAUUCACUACUCGAUUCCCGAGGAACUGGAGCAAGGCGCCUUUGUUGGGAAUAUCGUGAGAGAUUUAGGAUUAAACGUUGAGAAAUUAUCGACUCGCAAAUUCCGACUGGUCUCUGAUGACAGCCGUCAGUAUCUGAAGGUAAAUUUUGAAAAUGGGAUUUUAUUUGUGAAUGAAAGAAUCGACAGAGAAGAGCUGUGUGGACAGAGCCCGACCUGUUCCCUUUCCUUUGAAGCUGCGGUUGUCAAUCCUUUGGAGGUGCAUCCUAUUGAGGUAGAAAUCGUGGAUAUUAAUGAUAAUUCCCCGAAUUUUCCGAAAGACAAAUUUGCUUUGCACAUUGGUGAAUUAACUGCGCCAGGAGCGAGCUUCCCUCUCGAGAGCGCGCAUGAUUCUGACGUGGGCGCGAACACAAUCAGUACCUAUCAGAUCAGUUCAAACGGGCAUUUCGACUUGAAGGUGCAGACGAGAAGCGAUGGUAGUAAAAUUGUGGAGCUAUUGUUAGAGACGGUUUUGGAUCGCGAACAGGAGCCAGAGGUCCAGCUGGUCCUGACAGCCAUUGAUGAUGGAAUUCCACAGAGAUCUGGUACAGCUGUGAUUACUAUCACUGUGCUGGAUGCGAAUGAUAAUACGCCUACAUUUGAUCAUGAAAUAUACAGAAUAAGUAUACCAGAAAAUGCACAGAAAUGGACCUCAGUAACACAAAUCAACGCUAUCGAUUUGGAUGAAGGUAUAAAUGCUGAAGUAAAAUAUAGCUUUUCGAGUCAUUCUUCCGAAAGGGGGCGCGAGCUUUUCCAGUUAGAUUCGGAGACUGGUGAGAUAAAAGUUCAAGGGGAUCUCGAUUUUGAGGAGGCAAAUGUUUAUGAACUUUAUGUGCAAUCGACAGACAAGGGAACACCUCCUUUGGCGGGGCAUGCCAAAGUUAUUGUCAAAUUAAUUGAUGUGAAUGACAACGCUCCAGAGAUAAAAUUACGUUCGAUAUUACGUGUGGUUCCAGAGGUUGUUAAACCCGGGACUGUGGUGGCUGUGAUCAGUGUAACAGAUCGAGAUUCUGGAGAAAACGGUCAUGUUCACUGCACCGUUCCUAUGAACAUCCCAUUCAGACUUCAAAAGUCUACCAACAACCAGUACAAGAUGGUUGUGGGUGAGGCAAUGGAUCGAGAGAAAGAAUCCUCGUAUAACAUCUCCAUUCUCGCCUGGGACGGAGGAACCCCACCGCUUUCAGCAAACAGAACUAUGUUGGUUUCGGUUUCUGAUGUGAAUGACAACGCUCCAGAGUUCACGCAAUCUUCCUAUAACGUUUACCUGAUGGAGAAUAACACUCCCGGUGCCUCCAUAUUUGCGGUGGCAGCUUUAGACCCGGAUUCGGAGCAGAAUGGGGAGAUCUCCUAUUCUGUUGUGGAGAACCAGAUCCAAGACGUGUCUGCCACCGCUUACAUCAGUAUCAGCUCCAAGAGCGGUAACAUUUACGCACUGCGCUCCUUUGACUACGAACAACUGAAGCAUUUCCAGAUCAAAGUUCAAGCUCAGGAUGGUGGGUUUCCCCCAUUGAGCAGUGUUGCCCUCGUGAAUGUUAUAAUCCUGGAUCAAAACGACAAUGCGCCAUUUAUUGUUUCACCUGUAACAUGGAACAACUCCACAGCAGUGGGGAUACCACUACGGGCAACAUACCCAGGUUAUUCAGUCACUAAGGUGUUGGGCACUGAUGCAGAUUCUGGUCAGAACGCACGGCUUUCCUAUCAGCUGAUGGACGCCACUGAUCCCAGUCUGUUCAGUGUGGGGCUGCUCACUGGAGAGAUCAGAACACUGCGAAGAUUGUUGGAGGAAGACGCCACCACACAGAGUCUGGUCAUUUUGGUGAAGGACAAUGGACAGCCCAGCCUGUCCAGCACGGCCACUCUCCUCUUCUCUCUCCUAUCCAAUGUCACUGAUAUUGCUCCUGAACCAAAUGAUCGAUUAAACAAUCUGGAAUAUUUUUCGGAUCUAAAUAUUUAUUUAAUUGCCGGUUUAGGUUCAACUUCCUUUAUAUUUCUUGUCACGAUAAUUCUGCUGGUUGCCAUCAAGUGUAAACAAGAUAGAAAUAUCACCGAAGGAUACAGCUCCGCACUUUGUUGUUGUCUGGGUCAGGGGAUUUCAGAGGAUAAUUUUAAUCGAAGACCUGCACCACAUCAAGCUGUAAAUUAUUCUGGGGUUGGAGCUGAACCUUACCAUUACAGCAUUUGCUUAUCUCCAGAAUCAUCCAAGAGCGAAUUCCUGUACCUCAAGCCCUACACUGCCACUUUGCCCUACAGUGAAGUCAGUGUUAACAACACAACCGCCAGACACGAAUUUAAACAUUGAAGGGGCGCGUAUUUAUUCCUGUUAAACAAAAAACAUAUUCAUGGUAAGUUGGUAUGCAAUUUGGGCGUGCGUA